AAUGUUUUAUUCUCAACAGUUAUGUUAAUUUGUUUUUAUCUUUGUAGUAUCACAGUGCAUUUAAUUUCGUAUUUACGAUUCUUAUUGAUAAUUUACAAAGAAAGAGCUAAUCUCUUUCUUUGAUUUGAUUUUGUUAUUGGGUAUUGAUAGUUAUAAUGCCUUUGAUAUGUGAAAAAUAAUAAUUAAACAGUGCUAAAAGACAGAAUUUUGUUAUAGAAUAAAUAAUUUGAUAAAAAUACAAGGAAAAUGACACCAGAAGAAGCAAGUUACGCUCGCGAAGACCUUUACGGCAGUAGUUAUCAAAACCCAAGUAAUCAGCCUCUAGAUAUCUCUCAUUCUCAUAGUAUCAACACAAUUCCAUCAAUUCGUGAUUUUAUUAUAUCCGAGGAUAUGUUAGCUGGUCAGAGACUCAAUGGAAGGAUGUCCAAUGUUAGACGAUUUUUUUGUUUGUUUGUUACGUUCGAUUUUCUCUUUGUAUCACUUAUGUGGCUUAUCUGUGUGAUGUUAAAUGGAGAAUACAUAAUGAAAGCACUAUCGGAACAAAUCUUACAUUAUGAUAUACAUACGUCCCUGUUUGAUAUUGUUCUCUUAGCGUUCCUUAGAUUCUUAAUUCUAAUAUUUUUCUAUGCUAUCCUGUAUAUAAAUCAUUGGAUUAUCAUAGCAUUGACCACUGCAUUAAGUUGUGCAUUUCUUAUAGCAAAAGUGUUUAUGUUUGAUUGGCCUAAAUCAUCGCAGCCAGUCCUAGAAGUACUGCUAGUUCUCGUGUCUUUUGUUAUUUCUUGGGGUCAAGCAUGGUUUCUGGAUUUCCGAGUCAUACCCCAAGAGAACCAUGCCAGUAGAUACCUUAUAACGUCCACAGAGUCGGAAAGGGCGCCUCUUAUAAGACGAUAUGUACAAGGGCUUCCUUCUGUAUGCACUGAAAGUGUCGGAAAUUUCUAUUCGCCCAUGGGAACGCCAGAAGGAUCGAUGUGUAGGUUCGAUCCACAACCGAGUACCUUUAGGCCUGCGCCUUUAACAAAAGAACAGGAGCAAAAUUAUAAGCAUUUAGGAGCGCAUGCUUUACAGAACACGUGGGAUCUGUAUUUGAAGACAGAUUGGAAGCUUGAGAAGCAUCAGGAUCAUGCUUAUGUUUAUAUUAGAAAGGAUCCGAAACUCGGUACUAUAUUUAAAUUGGUGGCCGAAAUAAACUCAUCGGCCAAAUUUCUACUGGAGGAGCUCUAUUUCAAGGUGCACGAGCUGGCAACGUGGAACUCAGCGGUCAAGGAGUCGCACAAGAUCCAAACCAUCGACGAAUACACCGACAUCAGCUACCAGAUCUCUGCAGACGGCGCUGGAGGUCUAGUCAGCAGUAGGGACUUUGUCAGUUUGAGACACUGGGCCAGUAUAGAAGACUGUUACGUCAUUGCUUGCGUCAAAACCGACCACCCGCACUUUCCAACUGACAGUCGAUACGUCAGAGGUGAAAAUGGCGCUGGGGGCUACUUAUUACAACACAUAGAGAACGAACCGAAGAAAUGCAGGUUCACAUGGAUCCUGAACACGAAUCUAAACAUAAAAAUCCCCAAGACUUUGCUAGAGAAAGAAAUGGUCAAAAUGAUGUUCUCCUAUUUAAGAGACCUCAGAACGCACAUUUCGAAAAACGGAUAGAGGUAACGUUGAUCUCAUUUUAUACAGGUUAAGUAAAAAAGUGAUUUUUUGAACGUCGGUGAUUUUUUUCUGUGUGAAUUAAGUGUAUAUUUAAGAGUAAAUGGAAUUAGAUGAACAGCAAAUAUUUAAAUCGUUUAAGAUUGCCAUUUGCAUUUGAACGUUUGAAUACUGGAGAUACGUAAGAGGUUUUUACCCUAGAUUAUAUAUACUUACGUGGAUAAAUAAACGCCAUAAGUUUAGCAUUAAAAAAUAUGUCUCCAACAUCACGACAUGCCAUUUUCAAACCUUCUUUAUUGCCCUUAUGAA
This is a messenger RNA of Sitophilus oryzae (rice weevil), 1953 nucleotides long. RefSeq names its product steroidogenic acute regulatory protein-like (gene Start1). The record is from RefSeq and is a predicted model, not a curated record. The coding region runs from base 247 to 1647 and encodes 466 amino acids. Gene Ontology annotation, molecular function: lipid binding. The transcript is spliced from 9 exons. NCBI's taxonomy places the organism in Eukaryota, Metazoa, Arthropoda, Insecta, Coleoptera, Curculionidae.